AUGGAAAGUUUUGUUUAAAACAAUCAGUAUAACUAAAAAUAAUUUUGUUUACAAUGUAAUAUAAUAUCUUAAUUAUUAAAACAAUCAAAAUAUACUAAUAACAGAAAACAAACAAUUACUUUUUGCUUUAUAAAAUCAAAUAUCAAAAUUCUAUAAGAAAAAUAAUUGAUACCCAUUAUUAAUUUUUAGGGCAGGGAGAAUUGUUUAGUUUUUGAGAGCACUUUUUCAAUUAGAGAAUUUAGAUUAUUUUUAAUUCGUUAAAUUGGUAUUCUCAUUACUAUUAAUAUCAAAAGAGCAUUAAUAAUAAGAACACUAUGCAGAUGAUUUGAAAGGAAAAAAUAAACAAUAUUGGAAAAGUAAGUGAAAAAAAAAUUGUAUACCCAAAUUGAAUUCUCACCAGUAACAAAUUUAAUCAUUAAAACUUUUAAAGGGAUAGAAGGUUUAAAAUUUUUAAGAGCCUAUUAAUUGGAUAUAUUGAGGAUAGGAUAUAAGAAUGCUAAAUUUAUAAUAUAAAUAUAUAGUCUUGUUCUUGAUUUAAAUUUAAGUAAUCAUUUGAAAAUUUCUAUCAUUAUAGAAUUGGGACUAAUAUGA
Molecule: messenger RNA, 591 nt
Organism: Paramecium primaurelia
Lineage: Eukaryota; Ciliophora; Oligohymenophorea; Peniculida; Parameciidae
Source: the annotation of a GenBank genome assembly